Messenger RNA from Oreochromis niloticus (Nile tilapia), 2883 nucleotides. RefSeq names its product pyroglutamylated RFamide peptide receptor b (gene qrfprb). The coding region runs from base 36 to 1442 and encodes 468 amino acids. The transcript has 7 exons. Gene Ontology annotation, biological process: G protein-coupled receptor signaling pathway; cellular response to hormone stimulus. The record is from RefSeq and is a predicted model, not a curated record. Gene Ontology annotation, cellular component: plasma membrane. Gene Ontology annotation, molecular function: peptide binding; neuropeptide Y receptor activity. NCBI's taxonomy places the organism in Eukaryota, Metazoa, Chordata, Actinopteri, Cichliformes, Cichlidae.
UUCCAGAGAUUUCUCGUAACUGUCCAUUAUUUUUAAUGACUUUAUGUAACGUAAAUAAUAUAUCCUGGUCUUCUUUGCAGCCUUAUGCCAAGUUCGUCUCAAGGUUGAGGACACAGCUCAGGAUGGCCGCAGCUUCGACAGAUUCGGGGCAGGGCUCCACUAAAAUAACUCCUGAAGUGCUGCAGGAGACGCUCCAGUACUACAACCUGAGCCGCCAGGAGUUUAUCAACACCUACAACAUCCAGCCGCUCGUCUACAUCCCCGAGUUACCGUACAGCGCCAAAACCACCUUCGUGAUCAUGUAUGUGGUUAUUUUCGUCCUGGCUCUGGCUGGAAAUAGUUUGGUCAUCUACAUAAUUGUGAAGAAACGGACGAUACAGACGGCGACAGAUAUUUUUAUUUGCUCUCUGGCGGUCAGCGACCUGCUCAUCACUUUCUUCUGCAUACCGUUUACUUUGCUGCAGAACAUCUCCUCUGAAUGGUUCGGCGGGGUUCUGGUUUGCAAGACUGUUCCAUUUGUACAGACUACAGCCAUAGUGACAGGCAUCCUAACAAUGACCUGCAUUGCCAUUGAGAGAUACCAGGGCAUUGUAUUCCCACUGAAAAUGAGGAGGCAGUACUCGUCCAGAAGAGCAUACAAGAUGCUAGGACUUGUAUGGAUUGCCUCGGUGAUAGUGGGAUCACCGAUGCUGUUUGUGCAACAGUUAAAGGUGAAGUACGACUUCUUGUACGAUCACUACCAUGUGUGUUGUCAGGAGAGCUGGAGCUCGGUGACUCACAGGCAGGCGUACACCACCUUCAUCAUGGUGGCCCUUUUCCUGCUCCCUUUGGCAGCCAUGCUAUUCCUCUACACACGCAUUGGCAUAGAGUUGUGGAUCCGCAAGAGGGUGGGUGAUGCCUCAGUCCUCAACACCAUGAACCACAGGGAGAUCAGUAAGAUAUCAAGGAAAAAGAAAAGGGCUGUGAAAAUGAUGAUCACCAUUGUUCUUCUAUUCACAAUUUGCUGGGCACCCUUCCACACAGUCCACAUGCUGUUUGAAUACUAUGACCUGGAGAAGAAAUACGACGGAGUCACGCUCAACAUGAUCAUCGCCAUUGUUCAGGCCAUCGGGUUCUUCAACAGCUUCAACAAUCCCAUCGUCUACGCCUUCAUGAACGAGAACUUCAAGAAGAGUUGCUUUUCCACCCUCUCCCACUGCAUUCGAAAGCCUACCCAGCAGAGUGGCGCUGUGGUGGCGCCUAGACUGAGUGUGCAGUUCAUCAAACCCCAAAGUAGAGAAGCCUUCCUGGAGCCAGACGAAGGCAAUAGCCUGGAGCCGCACUCAGCAGAGAAGGGCCCUUCGACGUCAUCACACGGAGAGAGCUCCCUGGAAAUAAUGGGAGAGAAAAUCUCCACCAUUCAAACGGAGCUCCCUGCAAACAGCUCCUCUCAAGUAAAAUGAGAACUGUCCCGGAUCUCAGGUGUUUUAACUGCUUACCUUGGAUUGCCACGCUUGCUGUCAAUUACUUUCACUUGAGGCCAGCAGCUGCAAGGACAUCAAAUGUGAUUUCAAGUUUCACUGAAGUGGCUGAAAGAUGCAAAAGUCCAACAGCUUGAUAACCUAUCUCUGCAGAGCAAAGAGUUAGGGAAUGUAUUCCCAUGCUGGUCAGGAGCGCAGAAGAAAGAUUGUUAACGAAUAUCACAGACACUUUAACUAUAAACUAUGAGUAGGGUGGUCAGACCCUCCUGAGAAAUCAUUUCCACUUGUCUCUGAAAUCUGGAGGACAUUCAGCAGUUCUUCAUGAAAGCAUAAUGAUGCAUGAGUGUUCAAUGUCACCCCAAAUGACCUGAAAUUGUAUUAAGGCACAGCAGGAACUGUUUGGAAAUGAAAAUCUAGAGGACUUUGCAGAGCUAUGCUUUUAGAAGAGAUGCCUAAUCUUUCACCGACAGCUAAAUUCACAUUAAGUUGGCAUUUGCAUUCAAGUCAGCAAAAACAACUCGUUUCAGGUUAAUUCAGUUGCAAACCUUUAAGAUCAGAGAUUAACCUCUUUCCAUGAGUCACCAUCCUUCAGAUACAAAUUUUUAUUAUAUCACAGAGCUCAUUGUGGACCAUUUAAUCAUAAGCUGAGCAGGUAAAAUCAUAAGAAAGUAAAUAUAGCCACUGUACAGUUUAAUAAGAUUAAAGCUCCCAAUACAUGAAGGGAUGAAUACUAAUUUUCAAACCUCUUAACACUGUCGGCUUUCUUAAUACGCUGCUUCGCAAAGUUGCUGCUGCAUACAAAAAUAAUCUUUAUCUCACAACAUUGAGUGCGUCAAUCAGAACACACAAACAUGGCAAACCCAACACAUGCACAACAUAUAAUGUCAGCAUUUGAAGUUGUACAUCCUUAUGUCUUAAUCACUGGAAAAAAUCUGCACAAUGUGUUAAACACCUUUGAACUACAAAAUACAGAUCUGCCCCUCUUUGUAGAAACCAGCAUCCUACAGGAACAAAGUCACAGAAACGCAGCAGGAAAGGGUUCAGUGGGCUUUGCUUUGAUGCUUUUACAGAAUGAAUCACCGUUUACACAACUGUUCUAACUGUGGAACAGUCAGACUGGGCUGUAUCCCCAGUUCAGUCUCUCACUGGCCAUUGUUUACACCAUGAUCCAUUAUAGUUGCCCUAAUCUAAAAGGUUCUCUCUUCUGUCGUCCACCACGUCUCCCUCUGUGAGCCGUUUUAAAUCUUCUACCUUAUCCAGCCACUACUACGGUAAACAGAAUUCUGCUUUUAGGAGUAUAGAUGAAAAUAUGAACAAUAGCACCUGAAUAAGCCUGCAAAGUGUAUUUUAACAAAACAUAUAGUCACAUUUAAAUUGCUAAAUGGCUGUCCAUAUGACAACAUCAAUGAAAAUUGAAAUGGAA